Molecule: messenger RNA, 2672 nt
Organism: Tilletiaria anomala UBC 951
Lineage: Eukaryota; Fungi; Basidiomycota; Exobasidiomycetes; Georgefischeriales; Tilletiariaceae
Product: alpha/beta-hydrolase
Exons: 4
Coding region: 159-2621 (820 amino acids)
Biological process (GO): proteolysis
Molecular function (GO): serine-type peptidase activity
Source: RefSeq, a predicted model, not a curated record
GUGGAGGUGCCAUGGGCGUGGGUAGCGAUGGCAGCAUCGUAUUUACGGACUACAGUCCCAGCAAGUGCGAUGUAUACUGUAUAACAAAUGUCGAACAACAGCCAGUAAAAGUGUCACCGGGUAAGUGUUUGGCUUAACAGUGCUUUCAAAGUGAUGGCAUGCUCCAGUUACCAAUUUGCCGACACAUACACACUUGUUCAAUAGACAACCCAGCGCACCGAUUCGCAAGUUUCCAACCCCACCCUACGCACCCACACCUCGUCCUAUGUAUCCUUGAAGACCGCACGGUUGAUACGCCAUCCACAAUCGUCAACAGCCUCGUACUUCUCGAUACGUCCACGUCCAAAGUGCAACAGCUCGUCUCUGGCGCCGACUUUUACGCGUUCCCAAGCUUCAAUCCAGCUGGUGACAAAAUUGCUUGGGUCCAAUGGAAUCACCCCAGCAUGCCAUUUUGGAGCACGGAGAUCAGAGUCGCAAGCUUCGACGUGCAGGCCAGACAUAUUGUCGGGGAGGUCGCUGGGAUCGCGAAAGGCCUCGCACAGAAAGGAAGUGAUGACGGCGAAGUCAUGCAGCAACCAAAAUGGAUGCCGUUGUUCGGUGAAACGGUUCCUGCUGCCUCUCCAGAAACCCUCUACUUCACCUCCGACCGUACAGGCUUUGGGAAAAUAUACUCGGUCAGAAUCCAAUAUGCUAGCAAAUCAACGCGACUAAGCAUUACGGAACCAGAGCUUGUGGCGCAUGGCUCGACUUUGAAGAAAGGCGACAUGCAACAGCCUGCAUGGUCUCUGGGGACAUCGACGUAUACAAUUCUCUCGACCGAGACAAUCGCUGUCAUCAUUACCCGUGGAGGCCACAGCGUGCUGGGGCUCAUCGACCUACCUAGCAAGAGCUCCCUAGUGGUUGAUUCGGCGUUCGCGACACUGAGCAGUAUUUGUGCCACAUCUGCGUCUUCCAUCGUUGUCAACGCCUGUUGGCAUGAUAAACCCGGUGCGCUUGUGGCCGUAGACUUGAAAGCUGCGAUCAGUGCGCUCAAGAAGGGCAGUGAAUGCUUUAAACUGGCGGAGCAUGACAUCCAUGUCAUCAGACGCACGAGCAACAUCGUUCAAGACGGUGUCGUUGGCAAGGAAUGGUUCACAACAUCCGAGGAAAUUGAGUUUCCUACUACCUUGCCCAAUGGCAAAGUGGCAACUGCUCAUGCGGUCAUCUUCCCGCCUCACAGUCCUGAUUUCGAAGCACCGCCAGGAACGUCGCCGCCAUGCCGCAUCGCUGUCCAUGGAGGACCGACAGGCGCGGCUCAAGCGGGCCUCAAUCUGGACAUCGCUUUCUGGACAUCUCGAGGCUGGAUGGUCUGCUAUGUUAACUAUGGUGGCAGCACUGGUUACGGUCGGGAUUACAUGAACAGGCUCACGGGCCAAUGGGGUGUGGUGGAUGUCGAGGACUGCGUUGCAGCCGCCAAGUACCUCGGCUCAGCGUCAAGCGGACUCGAUGCAGCGACAGGAGCAGCCACUUCGUCACAGAAGGUUCCAAAUCGCGAAGCGAUCUACGAAGCACCUACGGCCAAGGCUCAGCUCGAGUGUUUCGAGACGAAAGCAUUGCCCGACGGCAGCGUCGAAGUCAGCCUACGGAAUCACAAGCGUGACUGGGGCAUCUUCAGCAUCAUCAGUGGACUGAGCGCAAUUGCGCUCGGCGCAUCAGCUGCAAUGCUACUCUUCCGCGACACCUGCUCAUCCGUCGGUCGGCGGAUGGCUCAAGGAGCAUUCUCACUCGCAACGGUGAUUGCGGUGAUCAAGGCACGUAAGGUGCAAAAGGAGGUCGUCAAAGCCAUUCCGGGCCUCGGCCUGCAGCGCGAAACAUGGCGUGGGCUCCGAUGGCCAUGGGCAGAUCGUGCGGAUGCUGCAUUUCGUGUCACCGCGGUCAGCUUGUCGUUCACACCUCGUGAUCGCAUGGUGGAUCUGGUCGUCAACGAGGCGCUAAAGGGCUGGUCCGUACAUACCUAUGUCGCGGCUAUCCUCAAGACAGGCAAACUCGUGCCUCUCUUCCCAAAUUUGCAACCACGUCUGCCGCUGGUCAAACGCAUCUACCAAGCCGUCUAUCCGGCGCUGUUCCCUUCUGCCUCGCAAGGGCCAGGGAUGAAGAGCGGCACAUCAUUCAUACCGCGAGCUGAUACAAAGAAAAUUGUCAUUAGCGGCAGCAGUUCGGGGGGCUACACAGUUCUCGCUGCUCUAUGUCUUCAUCCAGAGGUAUUUUCGGCCGGAACAUCGCGCUACGGCAUCUCUGAAUUGACCGCACUCGCGCACGACAGCCAUAAGUUCGAGAGCCGGUAUUUGCUGGGCCUGCUGGGAGGCUCGCCAGAGGAGGUCCCGCAGAUCUACCACGAUCGAUCACCGCUGUACAUGGCCGACCGGAUCCGCGCACCGGUGCUUGUACUGCAAGGCGAUCUAGACAAGGUGGUUCCGCCUAAUCAGAGCGAGGAGAUCGUCAAGACGAUGGAAAAGAACAAGUGCAAGGUCAAAUACAUCCUCUUUGAGGGGGAAGGGCACGGCUUCCGCCAGGCAGAGAACCAGAAGAGAGCAUUGGUAGAAGAGCUUAAGUGGUACGAAGACAUGCUGGGGAUCAAGUAAAUCAAUGAACAGAUGCGGUUCAAUUGUCAUUACGAAGCUAAAAAAUCCAAG